GUGCGCUGGGGUAGAAGCUGACCUGUUGGAACUGGCCUUGGUAUCACUAGACAUUGCCCUGCUGGAGCUAUCAGUGCUAACAUUUCUUGCUGGCAUCGUGACUUUCCUCUAUGAGGAGUUCAGUUCCAAGUCGAACAGCCAUGGCCACAUGUGCCAUGAAAUCCACGACACACCGGGCACACCGUCGCCCGCGUCGCACACAGAGCUGGAGCUCAUGGAGCUGAAAGAGCCAAAAUCCCCAAAGGUGGUAGAACCGGAGCAGAAGGCGAAGGCACGGGAAGACCUACCGGAGCCUGAGCCAGAAGGUUGCGACGAAGAAGCGAAGAAAUUCUUAGAGGUGAUCCUAGAGCGAUUCCCCGGCGAAGCCUGGGGAUUGUGCUGGCAGCGAACUGCUUUUGAUGAAGAGAGGCUCAUCUUUGCUGGAGUGGAUCCCAACACCCCUGCAGGGCAACAACAGCAAGAGCGAAAAGAGCAAGGCAGACUAGUGGCAGGAUAUGGCAAGGGAAGGCCAACGCUAGAGGAACCCGAUGAAAUUGAAGACGUGGCCUGGAUGCACGAUUGGGAAUACAUGAUGGACAAUCGAGAUGGGCUCGUCGUUUUAGUGGCUGGCAGCCAGGCUUAUGCUUUGCAGACGCCUGGAGGCCAGCUGGAAGCAUACCUUUGCAGCACUUUGGAGAGAUGCCUGGGGCAAUGCAGGCGUCCUCCCUGGCAGCAGGAGGACCUUUUGCUGCAACUGAAAAAGACGCAUGCCAUCGAGUUUGAGUGGAAGUGGUGGUAUGGUUGGCUGGAACUACUGGCAGGCACCACCACAGCCAGUCGAAAUGAUGGCAGCUCCUCAGGAUGGUCAACUACAGAGGACUGCAAGCCCACCACGCAGACGGAAGAGGUACAGCGCUUUGCAGAGCAUGGCUGCUCCGUACUAUGCUUGGGCUGCUCAGAAGGCAUGCUCUUCGGUAUCGAUUACUCUGCGUGGUCGGUGGGACCGCAAUUUAUGGGAGUGAAACUGAUACCUCCAGGCCUGCAUUAUGUCUACUGCAGCGCCAGUGCCGCUGAAGACAUUGGUAUUUGUAGGUCAGGGUUCUUUCUGCAUAUGAAGCCCAAGGAUGUGGCUGUCUUCCGCUGGGAUCCUGAAAAUGAAGAGCUCAUUAGACCUGAAAACGAGGAGUCUGUCAGAUAUGCCGAUGGUGUCCGAAGCUUCGACUUUGAUCGGAAUUUGGGUCCAUAUCCGUUGGAACUGCGAGAGCAGUGGGCAGAACUCACAAGGCAUACCACGGCAGAGUUGGUUCAGAAGAUCGAACCGAUUUCUGGUCGUGUGCGCUCUAAACGCGCGGAGUAUGAUGCUGCUACAAAUCCCAAAGCCGCAGAGGACAUGGAUUUGGAGAAGCCAACUGAGAUAGAGUCCAAUACCGGCUCUUUGUUCUUUUCCAAUUUUCCUCGGAUUCGGCGCAAAAAGGGCAUCAGUGCAGCUGAAAUGACGCACCUCUACAUGGACCGGACACCACAGCUGGAAGAGAUGAUUGCAAAACAGUACUCAGGCAAUGAACUCGCCAUCCUUGGUGAGUUGCAGCUGUCCUACAUAUCCUUCCUGCUGGGGCAGAACUUCGACGGCUUCGAGCAAUGGCGUGCCCUCCUCCUGCUGCUUUGUAGUUGUGAGGAUGCAGCAUUGAGAAGAACAGAACUCUUUGCCGAGCUCCUGCGAACAUUUUUCACCCAGCUUAGUCAAGCUCCAUCUGAUUUGUUUGGGGAUGACUUAACCAAAGAGAACUUCUUGGGCAGUUGCGCCCUCUCUCUCCUAGAGAUUUGCAACACGGAUGCACCAAAGCUUCAGAAGCGAUGUAGCAAGCUUCGUGAGCUCGUUGAAGAGAAGUUCGGCCUCUCAACGGAGGACCUGGCUUUGCUUGGAGAAGAUGCACCUGAAGUGGUGGAUUUGCAGGGCCAGGAUUUUAUCCUCAGAGAGGAUUGCAUGGGUAAGAAGACAUAUCGCGCAGGACACAGACUAACAGCACGGCGUUUGCGGGCUGCACAGCGGGCAGCCGAACAGGCAGCACCACUAGCUGCAAACAGCGAGGCCAGCGAUGGUGCCGAGGCAGUAGAAGGAUCUACCCGGACCAAGCCGCGACGCCGCGCGGGUGUACGGGUCCGGCGCCGCAGGGAGCAUGCCUUGAAGCGCCGUGAGGCAGCAGAACAGGGACAAGCGGCAGAGCCUCUUCCUCCUGGUCUUCGAGAUGCGCCGUUCGAUCACGCCGCAGCUCAGACUGAGGCUUCCAGAGACGGAGGCGCCUCUUCCAAAGCAUCCCAUGCAACAAGGCCAAGCGUUGGCGGGCGCUCUCGUGGCGCUUCCUCCAUGGCAGAACCACCCCCACAGGAGAGCUGUGAACGUGAUAUCAUUGGAGAAAAAGUCUUGAUCAAUGGCCUGGUGCAAGCACCGCACCUCAAUGGGCAUUGGGGUCACGUUACCGAUUAUGAUCCGGCACAGCGCCGCUACGCCGUGCAGGUCCUCGGGGCACCGUUGCUGCUGCACCUGCGGCGUGAAGUGCUGGUCCUGCCGAAGACAAGUCCUCCAGGACCCGAAGAGCUUCGGGGGAAAUGGCAACCAAAUCUGCGCAUGUAG
Molecule: messenger RNA, 2611 nt
Organism: Cladocopium goreaui
Lineage: Eukaryota; Dinophyceae; Suessiales; Symbiodiniaceae
Source: the annotation of a GenBank genome assembly